CCAAUUGAAAUUCAUUGAUCUUCUUUUAAGGAUGGGUUUUGAUUGGCUGCUUGUUUCAUGUGCUUUUGCUUUUAUUCAUAUCACUGUUGAAAAACAUUGAUUGGUGAAGAAUUUAGUGUAAGAUUUAGAAUUUAGUGUAUGAUUUAUGAUGAAUGCUUUCUUUAUGCCUUACAUUAGAAGCAAUAAUCUUGUAGUGUUGCAUGUUUUGCUUCAACUUUCUUUUAAAGCUUCAUUAGUAACAUGCUUGAAAAUUGACAUUUAGAAGAGAUCCUAUGCUUUAUUAUUAAUUUUUUCCCCUACCCACCUUUUCUAAAGUUUAGUGGGGACUAAUAAGGUUGGCUAUUCUCUCUCCCAAAUGGGAAAGAUUUGUUGAUUGGUUAGUAUUUUGGGACCCCAUAUCAUGUGGAAAGCUAGCUAGAAAGAUCAAGUGUCAAGGAAUUCUUGUUUUCUUAGAUUGUGGGGUUUCUUAAUUUAUCAACUCAUUAUUUUGACUAGUAGAUCUCUUUCCAAUACUACUAUAAUCAUGCUUUUGGUUCCUUAUGUGUAUGCUACUCUCCUUUUUCCCUAACUUGUGCUUACUUUUCAAGUUUGGAAUUUUCCAUUAGACUGUUAUGGCAAACUAGUGACUUUCUAAAGCUAAUUAAUCUAAAUUCUAAGGUUGAAGCACUCUUGAUUCUGUGUCCAUCAGUAAAUCAUCAAGUCCUAGAAAGAUGAAAAUGAAGGAUGGAAGGUCGAUUCAUCACCCUGAUAAAGGGGUGAAGAUCGUCCCUUUGUCUUUUAUCAUUAUUCUGUUAUGUGGGAUAUCGUUUUAUCUUGGUGGCGUUCUCAUUCCUAUCAAGAACACCAUCGAUGCUAAAGAUAUCACCGAUGUCAUUACAAAGACAGAACAUAAGACGAAAUCAGUAGUUGCACCUCUUAAGAUGAAGUCUAUUUUCUUCCCUGAAUGUGGGGUUGAUUACCAAGAUUAUACUCCUUGCACAGAUCCUAGGAGAUGGAAGAAAUAUGGAUACCAAAGACUUACGUUCUUGGAACGACACUGUCCGCCAAUUUUCGAAAGAAAAGAGUGCUUGGUGCCUCCACCUGAAGGGUAUAAAUUACCAAUCAGAUGGCCAAAAAGCAAGAAUGAAUGUUGGUAUAGAAAUGUGCCAUAUGAUUGGAUCAACAAGCAGAAGUCUAAUCAGAAUUGGUUGAAGAAAGAAGGUGAAAAGUUCCUGUUCCCUGGUGGAGGCACUAUGUUUCCUAAAGGAGUUAGUCAUUAUGUAGAUCUUAUGGAAGACUUGCUACCUCAAAUGAAAGACGGAUCUAUUCGUACUGCUAUUGACACUGGUUGUGGGGUUGCUAGCUGGGGAGGUGAUUUGUUGGAUCGGGGCAUUCUAACUGUUUCUCUGGCCCCAAGGGAUAACCAUGAAGCACAAGUCCAAUUUGCCUUGGAACGUGGGAUUCCCGCAAUUCUAGGAGUCAUUUCAACACAACGGCUUCCAUUCCCUUCUAAUUCAUUUGAUAUGGCUCACUGUUCGAGAUGCCUCAUUCCCUGGACUGAGUUUGGUGGGUUGUACCUCAUGGAAAUACACCGUAUACUCCGGCCUGGUGGGUUUUGGAUUCUCUCAGGACCUCCUGUGAACUAUGAGAAUCGUUGGAGAGGAUGGAAUACCACCGUUGAGGCGCAAAGAUCAGACUAUGAGAAACUACAGGAGUUGCUUACUUCUAUGUGCUUUAAGCUGUUCAGUAAAAAGGAUGAUAUUGCAGUGUGGCGCAAGGCCUCAGACAAUAGCUGCUACGAUACGAAGCUCGCUAAUCCCGAUGCUUAUCCCCCUAAGUGUGAUGAUAGUAUGGAGCCUGAUGCAGCUUGGUACACUCCUCUUCGCUCAUGCGUGACAGUGCCAAGCGCCAAGCUCAAGAAAUUGGGUUUGAAAUCUUUGCCCAAGUGGCCCGAGCGUUUGAGUUUUGCACCAGAUCGUCUGUCUGAGGUUCCUGGAGGGAGUGCAGGUACCUUUAAGCACGAUGAAAGCAAGUGGAAGGUCAGAGUGAAGCAUUACAAGAAAUUAGUCCCGGCCCUUGGAAGUGACAAAAUACGUAAUGUUAUGGAUAUGAAUACAUUGUAUGGGGGUCUCGCAGCUCAACUGAUUAAGGAUCCCGUUUGGGUUAUGAAUGUGGUAUCUUCGUAUGGUGCUAACUCAUUGCCUGUGGUCUAUGAUCGGGGCCUCAUUGGAUCUUAUCAUGAUUGGUGCGAGCCAUUCUCUACCUAUCCAAGAACAUACGAUCUUCUCCACGCCGAUGGCCUCUUUACUGCUGAAAGCCACAGGUGCGAUAUGAAGUACGUGCUCUUAGAAAUGGAUCGAAUUCUAAGACCAAAUGGGUUCGUUAUCAUCCGGGAAAAUAGCUACUUCGUAGAUGCUAUUAGUACUAUUGCAAAGGGGAUGAAAUGGGAAUGUCACAAGGAAGAAACCGGGUAUAGUAGUGAGAAUGAAAAGAUACUAGUUUGCCAGAAGAAACUGUGGUACUCUAAACAGUUUUUAAGAUGAUGGAAAUUGACAAAUCGUGACAACUCUAAGUUCUCGUGAAGUCAAGGAAGUCCUCUCGAUAGAACUUCCAGGCAGACAGUUAAUUGUUUGAUUAUACUUUGAAGCAAUUAUAGAUAGAUCAAUAGCAAAGAUAAGGGAAGGCAAAGCAUAUAUAGCCAUAGCCCAUAGGUGAUUCUUUUGCCGUGGAAGGAGGAGGCACGCGCUAUCUAUCCGAAUUCAUUAUAGAAGAAAUGAGAGGUUAUUAUACUGAAAUUCGUCAAUUUUUAAAGAACGAUAGAAAUAAUAAGAUCUUAUAAAUUUUGUAGUUAACUUAUAUGUGGAUUUUUAUGAAGUAAGACAUGCUCCAAAUUUGGUUGUA
Messenger RNA from Amaranthus tricolor (Joseph's coat), 2880 nucleotides. Its product is annotated as probable methyltransferase PMT21. Gene Ontology annotation, cellular component: endosome; trans-Golgi network; cytoplasm. The coding region runs from base 711 to 2522 and encodes 603 amino acids. The transcript is spliced from 8 exons. NCBI's taxonomy places the organism in Eukaryota, Viridiplantae, Streptophyta, Magnoliopsida, Caryophyllales, Amaranthaceae. Gene Ontology annotation, molecular function: methyltransferase activity. The record is from RefSeq and is a predicted model, not a curated record.